AUGAGAGUCGGGUAUUUAGGACCGGCAGGUACGUACUCGUACCAGGCUGCAGUGCAGCAUUUCCCGAAUGCCAACGGGGAAGUUGAAUAUUUACCACAAAAAUCUAUUGGAGCAUGUUUCCAAUCAAUGAAUGACGGCAGUGUCGACUAUGCAAUUGUCCCCUUUGAAAAUUCCACCAAUGGACAAGUGAUUUUCACCUUUGAUUUGAUUGUCGACUGGUUUGUAGGGGGGAAGGCAAACUUCCAAGUGGUUGGCGAAGAAUAUGUAGCAAUCCACCAUGCCUUGGUUGGAUAUGCGGCAUCGAUAAAUGGUAUUAAAGAAGUGCAUUCACAUCCACAGGUGUGGGGACAGUGUCGAAAUAUUUUGGCCAAACUUGAGAGUCCAAUACAGGUAGACGAGUCAUCUACUGCUGCGGCAGUUUUGGCAGUGAGUAAACUGAGAAGUUUAUCAGUGGCAGCUUUAGCACCUCUAUCGGCAGCACACGUUCAUAAUGUACCAAUUAUUCAGUCCCCCGUUGAAGAUGAUCCUUCUAAUACUACCCGCUUUUUAGUGCUUGGCCGUCAGCACUAUUCCGCCGACAGGAAAAUCGCCGACAGGAAAAUCGCCGACAAAGGUAUGCUCCUUCUUGCUCCGCACGGGGACCCCUCUGCUCCUGCAGGGGUAGCACGCGCCAUGGCGGAGCUUGCCGCCCGCGGCGUGGGCGUCGCCGGCGUUACCAGUCGGCCGCUGGGCAACGGCGUGGGCAACGGCGUGGGUAAAGUUUUUGUGGUGGACUGUUUUGACGAGGAAGCGAGGGGGGAGGAAUUUGCUGGGAGAAUAGCAGAGGCGGCUCAACAAAUUGGAAUUGCUAUAGUUGCGGGAGUUUACUAG
This is a messenger RNA of Pichia kudriavzevii, 870 nucleotides long. RefSeq lists its product as uncharacterized. Gene Ontology annotation, molecular function: prephenate dehydratase activity; chorismate mutase activity. The record is from RefSeq and is a predicted model, not a curated record. The transcript has a single exon. Gene Ontology annotation, biological process: L-phenylalanine biosynthetic process. The coding region runs from base 1 to 870 and encodes 289 amino acids. NCBI's taxonomy places the organism in Eukaryota, Fungi, Ascomycota, Pichiomycetes, Pichiales, Pichiaceae. Gene Ontology annotation, cellular component: cytoplasm.